AUGGCCUUCCCCCACAACAAGGACGAUGAUGUCCUCGCUGGCGAUGGCCCAUCUGCGUAUGGCAAUUAUGACUCUACGCGUCUCAACGAUACGUCUGAGUCUGGCUCGAUAGACCCUGAUUCUGGUGUCAAGCGUGGUCUAAAGAACCGACAUUUGUCGAUGAUGGCCUUGGCUGGUAUUAUUGGACCUGGACUACUUGUUGGUGCAGGCGGUGCUUUGAACGUUGGAGGACCAGCUGCGCUGUUGAUCGGUUUCGGUGUUGUUGGUAUCAUCGCAUUCUGUAUUAUGCAGUCUCUCGGUGAAGUGACGACGCUGUAUCCUGGUGGGGGCUCUUUCAUCUCUCUUGCUGAGCGCAUGGUAGACAAGUCCUUCUCCGUCGCUGUAGGCUGGAAUUAUUUCGUUAUCUGGGCCGCCGUUCUCGCCAACGAGUACAAUGUUAUCUGCAGUAUUCUUACCUAUUGGGGACCUGCCGUUCCUCUCUGGGGCUACUUCCUCAUCUUCUGGACCGUUUUCAUGGCAUUUCAACUACUUGGUGUCGAAGCCUUUGGCGAGGCAGAGUUCUGGCUUGCGCUCAUGAAGCUACUGGGUUUGACGGCAUACUUCAUUUUCGCUAUUAUCUACGCCGCCGGUGGCUUGGUUGGCCAAGAUGAACCCUUGGGCUUCAGAUACUGGAGUGACCCAGGAGCCUUCAACGGAAAUGGCUUCCGCGGCGUUGCUGCAGUCUUUGUGUUUUGCGCCACGUUUUACUCUGGUGUUGAGUCCAUUGCUGUAGCUGCAACUGAGACUAGAAACCCUGGUGUAGCUGUUCCUCAAGCUAUCCGCCAGGUUUUUUGGCGUAUCAUCUUUGUCUACAUGGGAUCUGCUCUCUUCUUUGGCAUCACCUGUCCUGCUAAUGCGGGCGGACUUGUCAAUGGAGGCUCCAAGGCUCUGCAGAGUCCCAUGACUAUUGCUAUUGAGAACGCUGGCUGGCAAGGAGGUGUUCACCUUAUCAACGCUUUCAUUCUUCUGACUUGUUUAUCUGCCAUCAAUUCAUCCAUCUAUUUCGGCUCUCGAACUGUUUUCUAUAUGGCUCAGUCUGGUAAAGCCCCCAAGAUAUUCGCCUGGACUAACAAACGAGGCGUCCCUGUAUGGGCUAUCCUUAUCACCAAUGCCGUUGGCGCCAUCUCCAUGAUGAACGUCUCUACUGGCGCAUCCAAAGCGUACAGCUAUAUCGUCAACUUAUCAGGUGUCAGUGCCUUCCUUGUUUGGGGCAGCAUCUGCUUCAUCCAUAUUCGCUUCCGUCGGGCCUGGGUUGCUCAGGGUCGAAGCCUCGAUGAACUUCCCUACAAGGCGUUGGGAUUUCCCUACCUUGCUUGGUUUGGACUGGCGGCAUGCAUCUUCCUAGCUCUGGUCCAGGGCUGGACAACGCUGUCACCGUUCGAUGCUGGUAACUUUGUAGAUGCUUAUAUCUUGGUGCCACUGUUUGGUAUCAUCUAUGUGUUCUGCAAGAUCUUGUGGCGUGGGAGCGAUCCACUAAAGCGAAGCUGGAGCAUUGAUCUUGAUAGUGGAAGAAGGACGGACUUGGAUCAAAAAAGCGGUCCGACGUCAAGAGACCUGCCAGGUCAAAUGCCUUGGUGGAGGAAGGUAUGGUCUUGGUUCUAA
Molecule: messenger RNA, 1641 nt
Organism: Fusarium pseudograminearum CS3096
Lineage: Eukaryota; Fungi; Ascomycota; Sordariomycetes; Hypocreales; Nectriaceae
Exons: 3
Coding region: 1-1641 (546 amino acids)
Biological process (GO): amino acid transmembrane transport
Cellular component (GO): membrane
Molecular function (GO): amino acid transmembrane transporter activity
Source: RefSeq, a predicted model, not a curated record